UUCUGGAGUUUUGUUUUCAAUGUUAUACAGUGGUUUAGGACAUCCCUCGUCUGACAAGACCUUCUUCCUGUGACUUUCCUUUAUUGGACUUUUCAAACUGCUUAGCUUAGUUUUCAUAGAAACUCAUUUUGCCAGUUUAUGUGUUAUUAAAGUAAAUUACCAAUACAGUGACAAGUACAGCUGGCAUCAAACACAAUUGUGAACAUAUGCAACUGAUUCUUGCUAAGCAUGAAGCUCAGCAGUGUACCAGUGUAUUGGGGAGUGGCCUCAAAUCUAGAUGUGGGCCUUGGUCAGUAUACUUUACAUUUGGGAUGGAGAGCCUUGGCUGACCCAGCAGUUCUUGUAAGUGGAGGUUGGUGAGAAAAGUUCUACUCAACUGCAUUUUCUAGGGUGAAGGCAAUGAUGUGCUUUCAUUCUUUAAUCAAGGAGAUGUGAAUGGACCAGCAUUUUGUAUUCUGAAUCCCUCUUGGGAAAUUGGUGAUAUGUUUGUUGUAACUUAGAAAAUGUGCCUAAUUUAUUUUUUAAUCAACUAGCAUACCUGUGAGAUAGCUAGCUAAGAAAGGGUAUUAUGCAUGUAUGAAGAUCAGCAAAAUUAACUACUGUACAAAGAUUAAACCUGUUAACUUCACUAAUGUGGUAUUUUAAGCAGCUGAGCUAAACAUCAAUGGAGUGAAGGUAUGGCCUUUUUCUGUUCUCAAUUCAAUAACUCAAUGUUGAUAUUUGUUGAACCCUCUCCAUAUGCCAGGCACCCUGUAAAAAAUAACAUUCUGGGAAGGAAUGGCCACAUCUGUAGCCCUGUAUUAAUGGUCCAUUCCUUAUUUACAAAUUAAUGUCCUCAGGAGGUGUUCAUUAGACCAGAUGUCAAAAACCCACUGGAAUAUAUUAAGUGAGAAAAUAAGUCUGAAUUCUCCUUGCCUAGGUUUUUUGGCUGGCUUCUUCCUGAGCCACCUUCUCCUUAGCGUGUUUUGCUCCCAGUCAGGGUUUGCCAGCGCUCUGUGCUUGUGCAGGCAUGCCCCACUUCCCGCUGCAGGGGUAAUGACAACUCACAUUUGUAUUCUGCAGUUGAGGAAGCCUGUGCAUGCUACAGUACCUCAUUUGACCCUCCCAACAACUGUAGGGUAGAUGUUAUCUGCAUGUAACAAAGAAACUGAGUCUCAGAGAAGAGUGGGCUUUUAACCUUGUGUGAGAAAGGAGAGAAAGAGGAAGCGAGGAGAAAGGAAGAAAAUGAAAAGAAAAGAAGGAAUUGUAGGAACUGAUUUGCUUAGUGGUAUAAUACCUGAACUCUGUCAGAAAUAUCCAGAUUUAAAUUUCCUAAUUGGAGGAGAGGGACCAAAGAGAAUCAUUUUGGAAGAAGUUCGGGAAAGAUACCAGCUACAUGACAGGGUGCAUCUUUUGGGAGCUUUAGAACACAAGGAUGUUAGAAAUGUCUUAGUUCAAGGACACAUUUUUCUUAAUACCUCCCUUACCGAAGCAUUCUGCAUGGCGAUCGUGGAAGCAGCCAGUUGUGGUUUACAGGUUGUAAGUACCAAGGUUGGUGGAAUUCCUGAGGUGCUUCCAGAAAAUCUUAUUAUUUUAUGUGAGCCUUCAGUAAAAUCUUUGUGUGAAGGGUUGGAAAAAGCUAUUUUCCAACUGAAGUCGGGGACAUUGCUAGCUCCAGAAAAUAUCCAUAACGUAGUAAAGACUUUCUACACCUGGAGGAAUGUUGCAGAGAGAACUGAAAAAGUGUAUGACCGGGUGUCACUGGAAGCUGUGUUGCCAAUGGACAGACGACUAAACAGGCUCAUCUCUCACUGCGGCCCAGUAACAGGCUACAUUUUUGCUUUGUUGGCUGUUCUCAACUUUCUCUUCCUCGUUUUCCUGAAAUGGAUGACUCCAGAUUCUGUCAUUGAUGUUGCAAUAGAUGCCACUGGGCCAAGAGGUGCCUGGACUCAUCAGUAUUCUCCCCGAAGGAGAGGGAGUGAGAAUAAUGUUAUAUCUAAAACCAGGUAGAAGAAAGCCUGGAUUGUAAGAUUUUAAGCAUUUGUAAUAGCUCUAUUAAGACUAUUGAAAAUAACCUUGCUUUGGGGGGUUUUGGUUUUUUAAAGUUAAUUUAGUAAGUUAUGCUACCUCUAUAUCAUUCAAAGUUUUCUUUUGAGGAAAGAUAAAAAACUUAUGCAAUUCCUGAGGGUAGAAGCUCCUUACACUUACUUAAAAUUUAGGAGAGAACAUUUAAGCCACUCAGGUAUGAAAUUUUUCAGACUACUGAAAUCCUUCUAGCAGAGAUGUUUUAACAUUAUAUUUUGAGAGCUUUGGGUGCUGAAUGGCCAAAUGUUUUCUGGGCAUUUUUUGGCCAGUUUUUACUGUUAUACCAUUAGACAUUAAUUAGACACUCACCAGAUGUUUACAUGUUUUCUUUAGGGAAGUACAACAACUAUAUGAACUAUUUUAAGUCACAUUCGUAUACAUUUAUUAGAGAUCUAAGUCAUGUUCUUAAACAUUUAUUGGGUCCACUCAGUAAGUGUUCCAUAUAAUCAACAGGUUUCUUGAGUAAGAUGGUUCAUUAGUUACCAGCACAUUUUGAGCACCUGCUAUGUGUAGAAUGUUGAACCAGAUACUUCUGCCUUUACAGACCAGGGGUGUAUUCAUUGUUUAUCAUUGAAAUGGCUUACUUCAUUGUAGUCAUGGUUGACAUGAAAUGGUAAAAUGUCCAACAUGCCAAGAAUGCUCAGGCUAGUUAAUACCAGGAAAAAAAAUCACUGACACACUCCUAGUACUUUGAUCCUGUUGUAUGAAUUUUCCUAGGUAGAGCCUUCGUCUGCAAUUGUGUUUACGAAGAUAUUUUUUGCUUUUCAAAUACUAGGGACCGACAUCACUGUUGAUGAUAACGCAGAGAAACCCUCCACAUUUUUCAGUGCAUAAUUUAGUCCUCUGUAAAUGCCUUCGUGUUUUCUGAGCAGAAUGUAUGAGGUGUGCCAUCUCAAAACCAGCUGCUACCCUGUCCUUUUGGUAUGAGUCACUACCCUUCACUGUGGCCUCUCUCAUGUCUGAUAAGUAUUGUCAGUGUUGCAAAGGCUUUGUUCCAGAAUGUUUUAUUUAUGGCAAACCAAGUCUGAAAAUUUUAGGAAUGCAAUGUCUUUGUGGGUGGACGUUGUUAACUAUAAGUGUUGUUGCCCAGAGCCAUGGGUUUUUUAACCCCAAAUUAUCCACAUGGUGUGUAUUAUUAAUUCUUUGAACUCUUUAGAAUAAGUUUUUGUGAGAAAAGGACUGUGAAAUUAAAACAAUGAGACACUCGUGGGUGCACUGGAUUGAUUCCGUCAGUAUUGUGAUUCUGUACAGAAUUUUUUUAGAUGAUGACAACAUUCAAAAACUUCUUACUUUUUAAAAAGUAUUUUAACAUGCCUAUUAACUGGUUGCACUGAUGUAAAAGAAAUAUAUUUGUGUUUUGUUUGUACUAAAACACAAAUGCAAGAAUGAAAUUUUUAAAAUCUAGAAGUUAGAGUUUCUUUUGUUGGAGAAAAAUGAACUGAUCCAAACCAGUCUAGUUGGGUUUUUAUGCACAGAAACUCAUGUAUAAUUAUGAAGCAAACCAUGCCAACAUUCAUGGUAAAGUGAGAAACUGUAACAUUUGAUUUGAUUUAUUCUACUCAGCAGUUUUUAAAGGAACACUACCAUUCCAGUUUUUCUUAUAUUUUUUGCUUCUUAAUUUUUUUAACCAUCAUUUAAUUCUUAAUUUGUCAUUUAUUUUUAAGAUUGAAAUAAGAUUUAAAGUUAGUUGCCUUUGCAUGUAAACUAUGUAAUUUUCCAUUUUUCCCCUUUUUUUAACAAAUGAAAGUAAAUUUAUUUGUCUUACAUCAAUCUUAAUUUUCAGCCUUCCUGGAUACCUUAAUUGUAACUGUCAGUAUUGCACUGAUCAGUGUGUGGAAACACAUUGUUCUACCCUGCUACUUACAUUUAUUUGAAAGUGAACUUAUAGUGAUGAGGAAUUUAUUAAAAACAUACUGUAUUUCUUUGGAUGUUAUGAAAGAUGGCAUAUAUAAAACUGAUUUGUUAAAACAUGCUACAUAUCCAAAAAUAAAGAUCAGAAUAACAUUUUUAUAAUUUUC
Molecule: messenger RNA, 4082 nt
Organism: Lemur catta (Ring-tailed lemur)
Lineage: Eukaryota; Metazoa; Chordata; Mammalia; Primates; Lemuridae
Gene: PIGA
Product: phosphatidylinositol glycan anchor biosynthesis class A
Exons: 6
Coding region: 1225-1989 (254 amino acids)
Biological process (GO): GPI anchor biosynthetic process
Cellular component (GO): glycosylphosphatidylinositol-N-acetylglucosaminyltransferase (GPI-GnT) complex
Molecular function (GO): phosphatidylinositol N-acetylglucosaminyltransferase activity
Source: RefSeq, a predicted model, not a curated record